Aedes albopictus (Asian tiger mosquito) is the source of this 2304-nucleotide messenger RNA. Its product is annotated as gustatory receptor for sugar taste 64f-like. The record is from RefSeq and is a predicted model, not a curated record. The transcript has 3 exons. Gene Ontology annotation, molecular function: sweet taste receptor activity. Gene Ontology annotation, cellular component: membrane. NCBI's taxonomy places the organism in Eukaryota, Metazoa, Arthropoda, Insecta, Diptera, Culicidae. Gene Ontology annotation, biological process: sensory perception of sweet taste; detection of chemical stimulus involved in sensory perception of taste.
GAAGCCAAGUGUUGAUCCAUAUCUCUAUCCGCAGUUCCGCAGUCAGUCAUAUCCUUUUGUAAACGAUUUGCCAACACGAAACGGCACUGAAUAUGCUUGCUUGGGGAACCGAGCCCAAAAUGCCAAGAUGGGGUAAAAUGGCCCAACUCAUAAAAUCAUUCCUGAAUGGGACUAUAGGUAUACUAUAGGUGAAUGAUGGCAUGUUUGCAUUAAACAUUCUUCCAGAAGCUAGACCGCCAAACCCACGGAAAAUCUUUCGAUUUCCCAACUUCCGGUUUUUCGUGUUUGCAAUUAAGGUUUUUGGGUGACUUGGCUGGUAAUAGCCAAGUGUUUCCAAGGAGAUUAAGGCACACAUGGAGGCGCAUGGUUGUUGAUGUCUACGCAAUCAAUGCUAGGUGUCAUUCAAAUAUGACGACCAUCGUUUAGCGGGGAGAGGUGUGACACUCCACGAGUAUACAAAAAAAGCGGGACAGAGGGGGUAAGUGAGUUGGAAAUGCCCCAAAACUGAUGGACGUAAUUUUUGAAUGUUUUCAUGAAGUGGCAUCUUACUCCAUGGCUAUUUGUCAUUAAAAACGAUGAAAGUUUGAAAAACGGCAUCCUACCGCACUUUCCCCUAAUUGGUAUUGCUGCAUGGUAGGCGAGCAGCUAAAAACAACUUUCGUGCCAAAUGGUCAGGUUGUUUUUCCAACAAAGCCCUCGACUGCAGCUGUUUAUUUUCUCAUUCUUGUGCAUAGUCGGGACUGCCCUAACAAUGUAAAAGAGAUGCCACGGAUUGUAGCGUUUCAGUGUACCUUCGUUCGUUAAAUGAUUAUGAUGACCGAAAAAAUGAACCAAGUCGGCAGAUUUUCUACAAUGGCGAAGAAAUUUCUUCACCAAGGGUUGGAGCCUCGACAAACAGGGAAGAUAGUGCGGUUCAACGGUGAGCUGGUCCCCGUGCAAGGAAAAUCUCUAUCAUUUCUAAAGUACUUCAAGCAUCCCAAACGAGCUACUAGAGAUAACUGGAUUCACGAUGGGUCGUUCCAUGACGCCGUUUCUGGUCUACUUAUAACGGCUCAGCUCUUCUCGAUAAUGCCUGUUUGUGGAAUCGGACACAAAGAUACUGGAAAGCUUCACUUCUCUUGGAAAAGUAAACGAAUCUUCUAUUCAUAUGCGGCAUUUCUGGGGACCGCUUUCUUGGCCGUGACUAGUACGCUGAGGUUUGUCCAGAAGAACUUCAACUUUUCUCGCCUGACGGGGGUGUUCUUCUAUUCGUACAACCUCUACGGAAUGUAUUGCUUUAUACGGGUGGCACAAAAGUGGCCAUUUUUAAUGCGGAAAUGGUUCAGCGUUGAACAGCUUCUACCGCAGAGCAGCAACAUCUUGGAGCGAGGGAAACUGGCCAAUAAGAUCAAGCUUAUUUCGAUCCUUGUAAUCACCCUUUCGCUGAUGGAGCAUAUGCUGUCGAUUGUGGCUGCCGUCUACUACACCCCCAACUGCCCAAACAUCAAAGACCCGCUGAAAAUGUUCUUCAAAUCCAACUUUCUGUACGUUUUCUACUACUUUGAGUAUUCGGAGAUUCGGGGAUUUGUAGUCAAAUUCAUCAACGUGAUCAGCACCUUCGUUUGGAGUUACAUCGAUCUCUUUGUCAUAAUUGUUAGCAUCGGGCUGUCUCACACGUUCCGCAGAAUCAACAACCAUCUGAUGACCCACAAGCGAGAAAAAAUGACGGAACAGUUUUGGGGGGAGCAACGCCAGAACUAUCGCAACAUCUGUGACCUAGUGCAGUUCGUAGAUGAUGCAAUUUCUAUCAUCACCAUGCUGUCGAUUUCAAACAAUCUAUUUUUCAUUUGCGCCUCAAUCCUGAACAGUUUAAAGUAAUUCCCAGCGAUACCCUCGCCAACUCAUAUCGAUUAACUCAACUUCCCACGUUUCAGUACCAAUCCGACCUUGGUUCACACGGUGUACUUCUGGUUUGGGCUAGCCUUCCUGAUCGGACGCACUUUGGCCGUGUCGAUGUGUACGGCCGCCGUCAAUGACGAAUCGCAACGUCCGUUCGAAGUCCUGCGGGCCAUUCCCCGUGACGGUUGGUGCGUGGAAGCGAAACGCUUUGCGGAAGAGGUCAUCAACGAUACGGUGGCACUAACGGGGAUGAAGUUUUUCAACAUGACUCGGAAGCUGGUGCUGAAAGUGACGGGCUCGAUUAUUACCUACGAGUUGGUGCUGAUACAGUUCCACCAGGACGAGAGUGCUGAUUAUGAUCUGUGCACGUUUAGGCGAACUUAGGAAAAGCGUGAAAAUAAAAUUGGAAAAAAGCUGCGAGACAAA